This is a messenger RNA of Chiroxiphia lanceolata (lance-tailed manakin), 1968 nucleotides long. It is a transcript of the gene SOSTDC1, whose product is annotated as sclerostin domain containing 1. Lineage: Eukaryota; Metazoa; Chordata; Aves; Passeriformes; Pipridae. Bases 465 to 1085 code for a protein of 206 amino acids. Gene Ontology annotation, biological process: negative regulation of Wnt signaling pathway; negative regulation of BMP signaling pathway. Gene Ontology annotation, molecular function: BMP binding. The transcript has 2 exons. The record is from RefSeq and is a predicted model, not a curated record.
UUUGAGAAGACGGUAUGAAACUUCGCAUAAGAGGAGCAAGAGAGACUCAUUCUGACACUGUGUUAGUCACAUCACACAAAAGUGCCAGGCACAUGGGGCUACAGGGAAUGGCAGAGUAGACACGGCCGUCUCUAGGUCUCAGUCCAAAUUCUGCUGUUUGAUGGUGCCUAAGAGUUUUCUGUAUACCCUCAAAAGCCCCAAAUAGGAAUCCUGCAAUUAGUGCAUCUAACUCCUCCUUUACUGCAGUCUUCUCUCCUAUUGGUUAAAGGUCUUCGCAGCUCAUGUAGGGAUCCCACCCCUUUUGUGGGUUUUCAUUCUGAAGCUAUCCACAACUUUACACCUGAAUGAAUGCCAAACCUCCCUGAAUAUAUAAAGGAAAUCUUCAAGAGCAAUUGCAGAGUUACCCAGAAGAAGCAGAAGGAAAAGAUUUCAUCCAGCUCUGUCAGACACAGACUGAACCAGCCAUGCUUCUCCCUGCCAUUCACUUCUAUGGCUUUCUCCUGACUUUCAUCUUCACGAGAAGCUACUUGGCUUUCAAGAACGAUGCCACAGAGAUACUUUAUUCGCACGUUGUUAAACCCGCUGCAGCGAGCCCAAGCAGCAACAGCACGUUGAAUCAAGCCAGGAACGGAGGCAGGCACUACACCAGCACUGGAUCCGACCGUAACAAUCGUGUUCAAGUUGGUUGUCGGGAACUGAGAUCCACCAAGUACAUUUCUGAUGGCCAGUGCACCAGCAUUAACCCCCUGAAGGAACUGGUGUGUGCUGGUGAAUGCCUCCCUUUGCCACUGCUCCCCAACUGGAUUGGAGGAGGUUACGGAACCAAGUACUGGAGCAGGCGGAGCUCACAAGAGUGGAGAUGUGUCAACGACAAAACUCGUACUCAGAGGAUCCAGCUUCAGUGCCAGGAUGGAAGUAUAAGAACCUACAAAAUAACUGUGGUCACAGCCUGCAAGUGCAAGCGAUACACCAGGCAGCACAACGAGUCCAGCCACAACUUCGAGGGAACCUCUCAAGCAAAACCUAUCCAGCAUCACAAAGAGAGGAAAAGAGCCAGUAAAUCCAGCAAACAUAGUACAAGUUAGAAGUCAAACAUUCUCUCCUCUCUCAUCUCCCUCUCCUCGUGCCAAAACUGAACUCACCUGUAACCAUUUGCUUUACCCUUCUGACUGCUUAAAGACAAGUCUGCCAUUGCUGUGUUCUCAGUUGACACUACUUGCUUUGACCAAAAUCAAAAGGGGCAUUCUCAGCAUAUGGACAUUUUGGGUGAUUUUCCAGAUGCUCAAGAUGGGGAAUAACACAAGCCUUCCAAGCCCAUAUUGUAAACUUUUACAUUUUCUCCACCCAUGGAGACAAAGAAAAUUUGCCAUGAGUCUUCACUGAAGUCUAUUUUGUAAAAAGAUGCUUUGUCGUGUCUUUUCCUGAGAACAGUUAUCACAUCUAUUGCCUUCUAUAUCAUGUUUUAUGAACUUCUGACAACACCUUGUAUCUGCUUUCAGAUUCAUUCUAAAAAGAUGCUUUGCAUGCUCACCUUUCUCUUAUCUCAGUAUACCAAAAAUUAAAAUAUGCAUGGCAGCAAUCAAAAAGUAAAGCUGAAUAAACUAUUUAUUUGUUGUUGUAAUUAUUUAAUGAGCUUUUAUGUGUGUUAUUUCCCUUCAAAAUUUCCUUAUGUUUAUAGCUUUUCAUAUGUAUCAAAGUAUUUUCCUAUGAUUUGUGUCUGGAUUAGAACAUAAUUUUGUAGAUAAUGUAAAAUAGACAUUUUAGCAUUCUUGGUAUAUAUAUUUUAAUUUUGAACAUUCAUAGACAUAGGUGUUAUUUCAAAGUAACAACAUAAAACCUGUAUUUUUCAUUCUCCACCCUGUAUUAUUUUUGUUUAAAAAGUGUUCAAUCAAAAGACAGAUAUAACUUCCUUUCAAAUUUAUUGGUUUCUUUUGUUUUUUUAGAAAAAUAAACACUGCUAAAAACCUG